GUACUGCAACAACAUCCAUCACAACAUCCAUCUCUCUCCUCCUCUCUCUCUCCCUCUCUCGGUCCCUCCCCCUUCUCCUUUUUGCUGUUACCGGACAGACCGGAGCAGCAUCCCCGCGUUAUUGUAGCCAGGCUUCCUUCUGCUGUUCCCGCUGCACCUGCGUGAGCCGCUCGCCCCUUCAGUGAAGCGAACCCACAGCGCGAUCACAGCAGCGGUGCGUGGAGCCCGGAGAGGAGGAGACGCGAGUGACCGUGGCCGGGAUGAAGCAGGAGCGCACGGACCGUUUCCUCCGGUAAAAGAGCGGAGCAGGAGCCUGGACAUCACCGGCGGGAAGCGGAGGCGGAGGAGGGGGGGAAUUCGGGGAUACAGCCAUGGCGACGGGAGGAGGAGGCGGAGGUGGAGGAGUGAGGCGCAGGAGGAGGAAAGCGGGGCUCCCGGGGUUCUGCUGGAAGACCUGCUACUUCCCGCUUUUGUUCUGGGUCGUUUCCGCGUGCGGGGAGGAGAAGACGUUCAUCGUGGAGACGUGGCUGAAGAACUACGGCUACCUGCUGCCUCACGACGUUCGGACAUCAGACCUGCGGCAGGAGAAGGCCAUGCAGUCUGCCGUGGCCGCCAUGCAGCGCUUCUACGGCAUCCCUGUGACGGGAGUGUUGGAUGAGACGACUAUCGAGUGGAUGAGGAGACCUCGCUGUGGCGUCCCAGAUCAUCCUCACACCAGCCGGCGGCAGAGGAACAAACGCUACGCGCUGACGGGACAGAAGUGGAGAGAUAAAAGGAUCUCGUACAGCAUAUCCAACUUCACCCCCAAAGUUGGAGAGAAGGACACCCAGAGAGCGAUUCGACAAGCCUUCAAUGUGUGGCAGGCCGUCACGCCGCUCUCCUUCCAGGAGGUGCCGUACUCGGAGAUCAAGAACGAGGGCAAAGAGGCUGACAUCAUGAUCUUCUUCGCCUCUGGUUUUCACGGUGACAGCUCCCCGUUCGACGGAGAGGGGGGCUUCCUGGCCCACGCUUACUUCCCCGGCGCCGGCAUCGGAGGAGACACGCACUUUGACUCCGAUGAGCCCUGGACGCUUGGCAACGCCAACCACGACGGUAACGAUUUGUUCCUGGUGGCGGUGCACGAGUUGGGGCACGCGUUGGGUUUGGAGCACUCCAACGAUCCCAGUGCCAUCAUGGCUCCUUUCUACCAGUACAUGGACACGCACAACUUCAAGCUGCCGCUGGACGACCUGCAGGGCAUUCAGAAGAUCUACGGCAUCCCCACAGCCAUGCUGGAACCCACCCGGCCCUUACCCACCUUACCCUCUCGACGGACGCAUUCGACCUCCGAGCGCAAGCACGACCGGCAUUCCCGUCCGCCGCACCCGCCCGGUAACCGGCCCGCACUGCCUGGAAACGGCAAACCCAACAUCUGCGAUGGCAACUUCAACACUGUGGCCUUCUUCAGACGGGAGAUGUUCGUGUUCAAGGACCGGUGGUUUUGGCGUCUCAGGAACAACAAGGUGCAGGAGGGCUACCCCAUGCAGAUCGAUCAGUUCUGGAAAGGCCUGCCACCUCGCAUCGACGCCGCCUACGAGAGGACUGACGGCAAAUUUGUCUUCUUCAAAGGUGAUAAAUACUGGGUGUUCAGGGAGGUGACGGCUGAGCCAGGGUACCCUCACAGCCUGGUUGAGCUGGGCAGCUCCCUCCCCAAGAGUGGCAUCGACACGGCGCUGCGCUGGGAGCCCGUCGGGAAAACGUACUUCUUCAAAGGGGACCAGUACUGGCGUUACAACGAGGAGAAGCACACCACCGACGCAGGAUACCCCAAACCCAUCACUGUGUGGAAGGGAAUACCGGACGCUCCGCAGGGGGCCUUCAUCAGCAGGGAGGGAUACUACACCUACUUCUACAAGGGGAAGGAGUACUGGAAAUUCGAUAACCAGAAGCUGACUGUGGAGCCUGGAUAUCCAAAGUCCAUCCUGCGUGACUGGAUGGGCUGCGACCAGUCCGACAUGGAGCGCUCCGGCAACAACGGUAACCCUGGGGAACGCCAGCUGCCCCCGGAUGAUGUCGGCAUCAUUGUGACCAUCAACGACGUCCCCCCGACAGUCAAUGCCAUCGCCGUGGUGAUCCCUUGCAUUCUGUCGCUGUGCAUCCUGGUGCUCGUGUACACGAUCUUUCAGUUUAAAAACAAAGGAGUGCAGCAAAACACCAUGACACAGCACUACUAUAAAUACCCUGUUCAGGAGUGGGUAUGACAGCCAACUUGAUUCAGAAUAGGUCAAAGGUCGUGGAUUGAAGGACGGUCGAGCUGUAGUCAUGCGUUAGCUAGCUAAUGUAGGCUAAUGGCCAAAAAUGCUAGCAAAGGACAAAACGCUAACAAUUGCUUAAAGAUGUAGGCUCACUCAAAAUGUGUUUUUGGGAGUGGAUUCAGAUUUCUGGCUCAGAGUGGGAGAGAUUUGUUUCUUAUAGCACAUCCAGAACGAUCUAAAAGACUUCAAAAUGCAUCUUUCUGGUUGUGCUUUCACUUAAAAUGGGAUCGUAUGAACUUUGAAACCUUCUUCUGGGACGUACAACACACCGCUCUCCUGCUCAGUGAAAAUUUAAAAAGAGUGGAGAAAGAAAGAUGCUCCUCUAAGCCAGAUGUCACCUCCAAGCUUGUUUUAACAACUUGUAUAUGUGAACUGCUACAAGUCAGAUGAAAUUUAAAGAAAAAAAGAGAAACAGUUUCAAAUAUCAAACUUGAAAAUAGAAUAUAGGUAGAAAGGCCAUAACAAAAAACCAAGGAUCUCUCCGUGGAUCACUGAUGUUUGUUUGAUUUGCGUUCAGCUGUUCUGAGAUGUUAAACUGUCAAAGAGGACCUUUUUCUCUCUUUUUUCAUCAUUCACAAAAACAUCACUAUUGUCUUGGUCCAUCUAAAAUCAAAAAGCAAAUGCACUGGUUUACACUGCCUGUUUACACUGGUUGGUUUCUGCAGGCGUAGAAUAGCAAGUCAUCGGCGUAUAGACGUGGAAAAGCUCUACAGCUUAGCAAAAUGCUAACACUAAACUUCUUAAACAUCCUCUCAGAUUUAAGGAGCUCUAUGAAUCUAUGAAACGCCUCAUGAGACAUUUUUUAAUGAUUGUAGAAAAUAUCAUUCAUGAAGCACCAUGAACCAGGAAAAAGGAUUCAUGCCCUCGCUGUGCUUUUUACUUGAAUCUUGUUUCCUUUCAUGGCAUGUAGCAGUGGUGCUAACCACAACAGAAAGUUCAGAGGUCCUUUAAAACCAUUUCUUUGACUUAACUUUUUUACCAGCAGGAGAUUUUCUUUCUGUCCCUUUUUAUAUGUUAUAAAAUAUAUCGGACUGUUGUUACUGGACACGAAGAGAAAAGCUACUCGUGUUUAUGCAGCUACAAACAUAUCACUGGGUAAAUUGUAAGGGUUUAUUUUUGAGGAAUGAACUUUAAAGUAACCUCGUGUCUGAUUGGCUCUUCCUCCUCUGAACAUACAUGUGAUUAAUAAUGAUUUCAGAGCUUCUCUUAAAUGUUACAUAAUAGUCAGUAUUUAUUCUCACCUUUGACUUUGUGUUUUACUACAGCACGCACAUCAAACUUAUUUUAGUUGUGACCCAAUCAGAGUGAAAAUAAGACGGCAGCCUCUUUGUAACUAGAAAAAAUUUGUGAAUGUUUACCGGUGUGGUGACCGAUUACUUACGACUGCACGGGUCACCUGGUGAGGGAUACUUAGGCUACGUUCACACUGCAGGUCUUAAU
This is a messenger RNA of Pundamilia nyererei, 3734 nucleotides long. RefSeq names its product matrix metallopeptidase 24 (gene mmp24). NCBI's taxonomy places the organism in Eukaryota, Metazoa, Chordata, Actinopteri, Cichliformes, Cichlidae. Gene Ontology annotation, biological process: collagen catabolic process; proteolysis; extracellular matrix organization. The coding region runs from base 372 to 2240 and encodes 622 amino acids. Gene Ontology annotation, cellular component: plasma membrane; extracellular matrix. The record is from RefSeq and is a predicted model, not a curated record. Gene Ontology annotation, molecular function: metalloendopeptidase activity; zinc ion binding. The transcript has 10 exons.